Amoebophrya sp. A25 is the source of this 4806-nucleotide messenger RNA. The record is from the annotation of a GenBank genome assembly. Lineage: Eukaryota; Dinophyceae; Syndiniales; Amoebophryaceae.
AUGCGCCGGGAUAUGCUUUGUUGUUGUGGCGGAGGAUCUACGAUAAGCUGAAAAUGUGGCCAAGGGUUCAUCUGGAUCCUAGUAAAAACGAAAGACUAGAGGAAACUUUUGCCAGUGUGACUGCAUUCCGUUUCUUGCUGCCUGAUGGGAAUCCAGCCUCGUUCACAGUCGACCUAGUGCUCAUCACCGCACAAACAACGAUGUUGCCUCAAUUGACGACGCACAGAAGUAAGAGUCCUACGCUGGCGCAACAGGAGAAUACUGAGAUUCAUCGUUUUCCGUUGACGCAUCUAGUGCAAGCCUAUCGCGCAAUGGGCGACAGGGAUAUUUUCCUCAAGGAUUUGUUGGAUUCGCUUCAUCCAAACGUGCGGCUUGCGGUUAUAGUAGCAAAGCGUUGGUUCAAGGAACGUGCGGCAGUGUUGGGGAAAGCGGUUAACUCUUUUAACAGCAUGACCAUUGCACUCCUAGUGCUCUACACGAUCGUGAAGAAACAACUGCACGUGGGUCCGUACAGUGAGAAGAUUUUGCUUCCGAGUCGUGUACUACCUGUCGGCCGCCAUUUGCAGGAAAGAGAACUAGCACGACAAGCAGGACAGCAACCAGCGCCUUUACUGCAGCCCGUGGAUUACACUUUCAUAGCUUCUGUGUUAUUCUUUGAUUUUCUUGGUAUCGUCGCAGAGCUCUUCACAAGGUAUACGCAGAAUGAUAGAGUUUAUCUCAGAUGUCUGAAAACGAAUGGACAAGGUAAACUUCCAACGAAUCAACAAGUGCUAGAAGAUGGAGCUGCUUCUGCUUUGCCCUAUCACUUCGUCGAAGAGCCCCUGCCAGCUGUGCUGACGCAGCUUGGUGGAGCACCUAUCUUUUUGGCUGAUCCUGGCGCUUUCUCACGUGGCUCUCUGCAGUUGCUAGACCUGUUUAGAGUCGAGGUGGAGAGAGAGGAGAGCCCUCAUGUUGCUGAGGACGCAGUGCCGGUAGUCGAAAAGGAGGUCGUUGAGAAAGAGAAAAACUACAAGGGUCGUGGAGGCAGCACUGUGGUCCUCGAAGGAGAUGCUAUUUCCUCCACUGAAACCGCAAAGACUACAGGAGACUCGCCUGCUGCAGCUAAAUCAAAACCUGCAGCUAAAGGUGCCCCCAAAGGGACCGUCCCAAAGAUGGGGGAAGCAGUCUCUCCUGCACUAGUGAACAAGCAAGAUGACCAUGAGCUUCCUAGGAUCAUGUUCGCAGCUCUACAGCGCAUGUACAUCCAAAAUCCAGGUGAGCAUAUGCAACAGCCACCUCUUGUUUUCGAACCUGACCAUGUCAAGGGGUUGGAGAUAGCCCUGCCACAGGAGAUAGCCCUGCCACAGACAGACGGAAUAACUUUAUCUAUUAAGGCUAGAAGAAAUCCAUCCUCACAGGCAUCUUGGUCCCGUUUCGGAAGGGAAAAAAGACGGAAGAUGCCGCUCAAAAUGGGAGCUAGAAACUCACUUCUAGCUCUAACCCUCUUUACUUCUGCUUAAUUUUCUGUCCACCAGAACGAUCAAACAGCUUAACUAGAAGAUUUCUUCUAGCUCUAAAUCUACUUCAGCACAAUCACACCCCUUGAGUCUCACCGUGGAGCAAAUUCAGGGUCUCGCCCCGAUCCGGCAACUGCGUGAAGACGUCUUCUUCGUGCAGGCUGUUUCGGACGAAAACGCGGAGUUCUUAGGCUCAUCAUCUGCAACUUUUACGCAUCACAUAUUAAGGGUUAACCAAUUACAUCCCCCACAACCAUUCCUCACUCUUUUUCCAGUAGGAAAGAGGUGAGGGAUGUUCUGAAGAAUGUAAUGCUGCAACCUUUAAACAUAGCUGGAGUGUUGGGAAGAGGGUCGCGGGUGCAGAUACUGUCGACUGGAAAAGGGCAGCAACCAGGAGAAUCGCCAUUCCCGAAUGCUGUGAAGGUACGGGUUAUCACCGGGAACAGUUGGGGAGAGGGGCAGCAUGCUACCAGUUACUUGGGAGCACAUGACCUUCAAGGAGAAUCUUCAAACGACCCACCCUAUGCUGUAGUAGAUGGUGGAGGAGCUGAUCAUAUGUAUCAUGGUACGAAUGCUGUAGAUGGUGGAGGAGCUGAUCAUAUUCAUAUGUAUCAUGGUACGGGGACCCCACACGCAUACCCUAUUCCUAGUUCAUCACAUCCACCUAUGGUACUAGUGAAUGAUUCUCGAACAGGAGCUUAUGAUGAUGCACGUGCGAUGAUGCCCAAACGAACUGCGAUGUCAGCAAAAGCCGACGUCUUCAUUCCUCGUAAACAAGAUUCUUCCGAUGAAGAUGAAGCAGUUGUAGAAGAUCAAAGUCAAACCACCACCUAUGGCACCACAGGCACUUCUGAUCCUAGUCAAAUGAUGCACCACCAACAGAUGAUGGACCAGUGGUGGUAUCUGCAACAGCAAUUUCACCUCCACACUGGAGAAGUAGCAGACAGCUUUGAUGCGGAACAACAUCUAUUUCAACAGUCGGGUGAUAGUCAGGAGCAAUUGGAGCACGUACCUACUUACGGCGAAGUUGGCUGGAUCAGUGGUGCUGCACUGGAACGAGUUUCUUCGCUGCCGCAGGAGGCCGAUGACAUGCUGAAGAUCAAACUGUUUCAGCAUUUACCGAGUCGUGGUAGAACACCGGAUACUGCUAAAGUUCGCGUCAUACCACAGCGCAAUCUAGUACGUGCUAAGUUCGAAAUAGCGCGAUUUCGGCAGAUCUAUUUGCAUGCAUUGACAACCAGAGGGAACCUGUUAGAAUUUUUUGCGAUCUUCCGAAGACGAGAAGGAGGGACAGCUGAUGGUCGAAACGUGCGGUUAGAAGAUUCUUCACGACUACUUAGAAGUGCUUUUUUGGGAGCACCAGCAUCAGUUCCACCAUCUACGCACUUUCAGCAAACCACGCAAACCGAAUUCAUUUCCACAGUCGAAGCAGCUCUUAUACUAUUAAGGGUAGGGUAAAGGUGCUUUUGUUCCCGCUUUUUAUGCCUUUCCCAAGGGAGAAAGGCAGAAAAAGCGGGGUCCACGAGCACCAAGACCCUACCUCUAAUACUAGACUCCCAUACAGUUACAACAUCAACUUCUGGAGGUAACAACAAGGUCGUUGGAACAUCUUCGCCAGAAGACGUUCUUGAAAUGUUAGACUUCGAAAAGAAUUUCGGAGAUCUCAAUGCUCGACUAGACGGCAGACUCCUUGAGGCUUGGGCGCGUGUCGCUCCUGGGAAGUUACACUAUCGUGCUGUGCCUCUGCUACGGGAAAAACUCCAGCAUUUUACGGAGAUGACUGUCGAUGCUUUAGAUGUGCUGGAGGGGUUGGUUCUGCAACCUGAAGAUCCUUCGAGUUUGAUGGAGGAGGAAGAGGGGACUACUGCUGCUGGUCUGCACCAAAUGGAGGCUAGCGAACCCGCGAAAGAGGCUCACCUCCUUACCGCAGCUACAGCUAUUAGUGCAAGAGCCAUGCCAGGUCAAGUACUACUAGGUGAGGUUGCAGAAGAAGGUCUAGACGCAUCAUCAUCACCACCACAAGAAGAUGUGGAUAUGCAGGCGAGCACGAGUCCUGAACAAAGUCCUGAAGUGGAUGGAUCUGACGAUGUGUUUGUUGAGCCACUGUACAAACAAGUAGAGCCUGUCUUGCCAAUCCUAGUGGAAGAAAUGCUAGCACCACCUGGCGACGAGGUGUCAUCACGAAUAGUGUGGUUAAACCGCGCUGCGACACUCGAAAAUGCACGAUGGCUCUUUUGGGCUAGACUUGCUGCAGGUGCUUAGGGCAAGGCUUGCUGCUGGUCUGCGUAAAUUCUUCGGGAAAAACGAUGCAUGACGAAGAGGAUACUGAGACUUUUUCACAUGACUUAAGUCUACGCGUGUAUAUAAAUAGAGAAUCUGUUGGUGCUUGGGUCUACCCCAUUUCUACAAUCGAACUAGUUCAAAAAUAGUUCAAUCGUUCAAUUUCGUACAAUGUGAUAGAAAAGAAACUUCAAUGAGCCCAAUCGAGUAAGAACGUGAGAAACCGCUACUCUCGUGUGUGACAUCAAUCGAAUCAAUAUGAACAUGAGCGAGACAUCAGCAACAAUCAGAUCGUAAAUGCAUGCUUUGCGCGACAUGAGCCUCUUGCCGUAUAUAGAUGGCGAUAUAUCUACUACUGCGAAUCAAAAAUAACGGCUUUUUGCACGAGGCAUUUGUUUGAAAUUAAAGAUAUCUGAUGAUUCAUUGGUACAACCACAUUUGAGGUUGUCCAAAAAGGAUAAAAGCUGGAUGAACUUCUAGCUCAAUACAUAGAGAAUAGUCAUGAAGAAGGAGUUCUUUAUCGCCUCAUAGUGAUAAAGGACGAUCAACGAUUAUUCUUUUACUAAAUUUUCCUUGUCAAAAAAAAAUGCGUGCUGACAAUAUGAUCGCAUAUAAUUGACAGACUGUUCGGGUAGGGGGUGCGACGUAUGUGGUCCUUUCUCUCCAAAAAUUAGUGUCCGUGUCUUUUGGAAGAGGAACGAAAAAAUAAAUAAUUUUUCCUUCGAAUGUCGUGGAUUCUUUUCUGACAUUCAACUGUUGUUUGUCUCAAAGAAUUUCGAAAAAAUGUUGUGCUGUUUUUUUUUCUAACAGAUGGUGAAUUUCUUCGAAAUAGUCAUUUGUUCUUUCUACUUGUGCAGAAAAAAUUUGUGUCUUAUAACAUUUGAUGAUAAAAAACAUUUUCCUACCGUUGCUUGCAAUUGCUAUACCACUACUAAAGAUGGAGGACUUCGGUCUUAAAUCUGACAUUAAAAAAGGGUCUUUCAACAUCAUUGGAGGCGGCGGACGUGGAACUAGAUAAAACACGUUUUCC